Cercospora beticola is the source of this 3387-nucleotide messenger RNA. It is a transcript of the gene ATH1, whose product is annotated as alpha,alpha-trehalase ATH1. Gene Ontology annotation, molecular function: carbohydrate binding; alpha,alpha-trehalase activity. Gene Ontology annotation, cellular component: fungal-type cell wall. The record is from RefSeq and is a predicted model, not a curated record. NCBI's taxonomy places the organism in Eukaryota, Fungi, Ascomycota, Dothideomycetes, Mycosphaerellales, Mycosphaerellaceae. Gene Ontology annotation, biological process: trehalose catabolic process.
CUGCGUCAAGGAUCAUUAUUACGAGCACUUCUUCCACUUUCUUUAUGCUUUCUCCUGUUCAUGAUGCUCUGCGAAUAUUAGAGAACCCCGAAGUUUCUUGGAUGAGCAUGUUUGGACAAUACUGCUGAUAUCACUAAUCGCUUGAUCAGAAGCAAAGCAGCUAGGCAGCAUGAAUUGGGCAGCAUUUGGAGCUGCGAUAGCCCUGCUCGGCUCUACAGACGCCAAGAUCUACGAGACUAGAUUCAAUGGCACCACCUGGGACGAUGAAGCUUGGAGAAUCACGACUACAAAUCUGGACCAAGGCCAUUAUCAGUCGCGCAUGUCCUUGGCCAAUGGCUACUUGGGUAUCAACUUAGCAGCAGUUGGUCCAUUCUUCGAUGUUGACGAGCCAGUCAAUGGAGACAACAUUCAAGGAUGGCCUCUCUUCGACCGCAGGCAAACUUUCGCCACCAUUGCUGGAUUUUGGGAUUCUCAGCCAACGACGAAUGGAACGAACUUUGAAUGGCUCAAUCAAUAUGGCGGCGAAAGUGUAAUCUCAGGCGUACCGCAUUGGGCUGGUCUCCAUGUGAAGGUGGGAGACGACUUGCUGGAUGCGACUGUGCCACCUGAGCAGAUCUCUAACUUCAGCUCGACUUUGGACGUCAAAAAUGGAGUCAUGUACUGGAACUAUACGUGGACACCCAGCACUGGCUCGGCGAUCGAUGUCGAGUAUUCGAUGUUCGUACACAAGCUGCAUGUAAACCAAGCCGUUGUGCAACUUCAGCUCACAGCUCAAGAAGAUACCAGCGCGACCGUCAUAGACCUCUUGCAGGGCGACUGUGCUGUCAGGUCUACGCCUGUAGAGACCGGAUCUUAUCCUGUGUGGCCUGUCAUCUGGUCUGCUGUUAGCCCUAAUGGCAUUCAAAAUGUCACAGCCUGGAUUUUCUCUACUCUUGUUGGAGAUGACUCGUGUAACGCGUCGAGCAGGAAGAACAUUACGGAUAGCGCUGUUCUGGGCAGCAACAGUUCCUCGAUUGCGCAGUCCGUGGAAGUGUCUGUUUCUGGAAGAACCCCUUCUGUCAUCACAAAGUUCGUGGGUGGGGCUUCUAGCGAUGCAUUCGCUGAUGCAGCUUCCACCGCCUUGAACGCAUCUUGGGAGGGCGCUGGGGCUGGUUUCGACACUCUCUACAAGUCUCAUGUGAAGGAGUGGAACCAUGUCUUGACGAAAGACAGUGUGGACGACUUCCGAGAUGUCAAGGGGGACCUGCCGGACGACGAAGAUGUUCAAGAACUCCAGAUCACAGCAAUCACGAACCCAUUCCAAUUGCUGCAGAACACCGUCAGCUCGAAUGCUCUUGCGGCUGCAGGAAACAACACCAAGCUUGUGUCCAACAGCAUCUCAGUCUGUGGUCUCGGAUCGUCUUGCUACGCCGGCCUUGUUUUCUGGGAUACUGAAGUAUGGAUGCAGCCUGGGCUUGUUGUCGCGUUUCCGGACGCUGCCAAGCAGAUUGCACAAUACCGCGUGGAGAGAGGGCCACAAGCACAUCAAAACAUUCUGACUGCUUACCAAUCUAGCCAGAAUGAGACUGGCAAGUUCUCACCUAACGGUGUUGCUUAUCCGUGGACAAGCGGGCGAUAUGGCAAUUGUACAGGCACUGGCCCAUGUUUCGACUACCAGUACCAUCUCAAUGGUGACAUCGGACUGGAAUUUACGAACUACUGGAUCACGACCGGCGAUACUGAUUACUUCAGAAACGAGCUAUUCCCCAUAUAUGAAGCCAUCGCACAGCUUUACGCGGACUUGGUAACGUUCAACGAGACAACUGGACUGUACGAGCUCUAUAACGCAACAGACCCUGACGAGUACGCCAACUUCCAGAAUAAUGUGGGAUUCACGCUGGUUUUGAUGCAAAGUCAUCUCAACGAGACCAACGCCAUUCGUGAGAGAUUCGGCAUUGAACCUAAUGCUACUUGGGCGAACAUCUCCGACUUGAUCACGAUUCCGGUCAAUGAAGAGGCCAACAUUAUUCUCGAGUACUCGACACAGAAUGGUAGCAUUGUGGUCAAGCAGGCUGAUAUCGUUCUGAUUGAUGACUUUCUUCAAUGGCCAAACCCGUAUACUCUGAGCAACCUGGAUUAUUAUGCUGCUGCUCAGUCGCCAGACGGCCCUGCCAUGACAUAUGGAGUGUUCAGCAUCGUUGCGAAUCGCGAAUCGCCAUCUGGCUGUUCGUCGUAUACUUACGACCUGUACGGCUCGAAGCCUUAUACCAGAGGACCCUGGUUCCAAUUCAGCGAACAGCUCAUUGACGACUGGACACUGAAUGGUGGAACGCAUCCUGCGUUUCCCUUCCUGACGGGCGUGGGAGGAGCAAACCGAGUCGCGGUCUUUGGGUACCUUGGACUGCGCCUGAUGGUCGAUAAGCUCAAUAUCGAUCCUUCGCUACCACCACAGAUUCCACAGCUGGCGUACAGGACGAUCUACUGGCAAGGCUGGCCAGUGAAAGCAUUCUCCAACCAAACUCACACCACAUUGACCCGAAGCGGCGAGCCUCUUUCCACCGCCAAUGGCACAUUUUCGAAUACACCUAUCCCAGUCACCGUCAGCAUAUCUGGCACGAAAGUCUACGAACUGCAUCCGAACUCCUCAAUCACGAUUGUAAAUCGUCAAAUUGGACUCAACAAAACCUGGGCUGGCAACAUUGCUCAAUGUCAACCCGCCGCAUCUGAACAAGACUACGAGCCCGGCCAAUUUCCACUCAGCGCAGUCGACGGAGCAGUCAGCACCAAAUGGCAACCCUCACUCGCAAACACAACAUCCUCACUUACCGUCGAGCUCCCACAGCCUUUCGUCCCAAUUACCGAGAUCCGCUUCGAUUGGGCACAAGCACCGCCUACAGGCUACCGUGUCACUUUCCACAACCUAUCUGAUACUUCUGAGGUUCCGCCUUUGGAAGUUACGAGCAGUGAUAAUGUGGAAGUGAGCAAUCCUUACGAUCCUGCUGUUGAAGAUGUCAUCAGGAGCUAUUCAUCGAACACGACGAAUGUGACACUUGAUCAGCCUGUCUGGAGCGCGAGAUAUGCGACAUUGGAGAUUUCGGGGAGUCAUGCCAAUGAUGGAACGGCCAAUGAGAAGAACGGGACUGGAGCAAGUGUGGCGGAGUUCGCGGUUAUUGCUGCUGCUGUAGAUGGAGGGGAAGAUAAUAUUGCGGCAAGGAGUGAGAGGGCUUGGGCACUUUGAGGCUCGUUAUGUGCGUGGAGGGAAGUAACAAGCAAUUAACCAAUCUGUGCACCAAUCGAUCGAUUCUCUUUCCAUUGCUUCGAAAUGUACCUACGCGAGUAUGUAAGAACCAAACGUGUGAUUGGGUAAGCUUUCUCGAAGCAAGCAAAGCAAAAGCAGCCCACCAAGAG